Molecule: messenger RNA, 790 nt
Organism: Acaulospora morrowiae
Lineage: Eukaryota; Fungi; Glomeromycota; Glomeromycetes; Diversisporales; Acaulosporaceae
Source: the annotation of a GenBank genome assembly
AUGUUGCUUGCGUCAAUGAUCUGUUAUCUAUUGGGAAUCUUGCUGUUGUCGAAAUCAGCGCUGACACAGACCACAUUACCCGAUUCCUCAUCUGAUGAACCCACGACAAUUUCGACCACAUCUGAUGAGCCCACGGCAACCUCGUCCACUUCUUUUUUAACUCGAUUCCCACAGUAUUACCUUCAGCGCAAGUUGAUUAAGUUAAAGAAUGUUUCCGGAACCGAAAAUAGCUCUCACCAGUGUGUUUACGUGUCAACGCCACGUGCGGGGGAGAACCGAUUCAACGUAACGUGGGACUGCGAGGCUGGCUAUUAUUGUCUCGGUCCCAAUGCGAAAUAUCCAUGUACUGCAGGAUUCUUUUGUCCGCCAAAUAGUUCCGUGGUACGUAUCUUAUCGUGGAAAUGUAAUUACGGGAAAUCGUGUGAACUUCUCUCAACCCAGCAUUUUCAUCCAAAUAGCGCAGCCUGCGAAGGUUAUUAUUGCUCGAGAGACGCGACCAAAUUGACUCUAUGUCCUUCCGGCUAUUUUUGUACUCUAGGCACCGUGGAUCCAAUUUCUUGUCAUUACCUCGCACUCUGUCCUCCCGGGUCGUCAUCCGCAAACAAAUAUUUCCUCGUGCUAUUCGUCUUGGUCCUGGCUGCAACGAUAUUGAUCCUGUUGCAGAUUAAAAGGAAGUCAGAUCAACUGAAAAUGAUGAAAUAUCAGCAAUACUUACAUGACAAGAGGCCACUAUCCGCAAAAACAUUGGGAUCCGUGCCAAAAUAUUUUGAUAUCGAAUUUGAAAAUUUGA